UGGAAGCUCGAGGACGUCUCUGUCCGACCGAUUAAAGACGAUGAACUGCUAGUUCAGAUUAUAGCAUCUGGCCUCUGCCACACAGAUGUACACUUCGAGAACCUGAAGGACGGGCCAGGCGUGUUGUACCCCCGAGUUCUAGGGCACGAAGGCUCCGGCUACGUCAAGCAAGUCGGCAAAAACGUCACCGUCGCCCAACCCGGCGACCCGGUCCUCCUGUCCUUCGCCUCCUGCGCUUCCUGCAAGCUCUGCACGUCCGACCAUCCGGCGCACUGCGUCGACUUCAACGCGCUGAACUUCGGCGGCCAGCACGACUUCUCCGCGUCCUCGUCAGAGAAGAAGGAGCCAGAUAUCUUCGGCCACUUCUUUGGCCAGUCGAGCUUCGCGAGCUUGACGAUUGUGAAUGAGAGGAGCGUUGUCAAUGCGAAGGGUGUCGUCAAGGACGAUGAGGAGCUGAAGAUGUUCGCGCCGCUGGGAUGCGGAAUUCAGACUGGCAGCGGGACGAUAUACAACGUAGCUGCCGCGACGCCGGAUGAUGCAGUGGUGGUAAUGGGACUGGGUGGUGUGGGCCUGAGCGGGAUUAUGGCGGCGAAGCUCCGCGGGUGCAAGACCAUCAUUGGGGUCGACAAGGUUGAUGGCAGGAUGGCACUGGCGAAGGAGUUGGGCGCUACGUAUACUAUCAACACUUCUGGUAUGGAGCUGGAUGAGCUUGUCAAGAAGGUGAGGGAGCUCACGGACGGCCUGGGCGCGACCGUGACGAUGGAUACGACGGGUUUUGUGCCGCUGAUUACGAAGGCCGUCGAGUUCACGAGGUUCAAGGGGAAGGUGAUCCAGGUCGGUACGGCGCCGGUAGACGCUAAAUUGGAGAUACCAAUCUUUGAGUUCAUGGUCAUGGGCAAGCAGUAUAUCGGCGCGGUGGAAGGGGAUGCUUACCCGCCGAAGUAUGUGCCGGAGAUGAUUCAGUGGUAUAGGGAUGGCAAGUUCCCGGUGGACAAGCUAGUGAAGUUCUUCAAGGCGGAGGAGUAUGAGAAGGCGCUGCAUGAGAUGCAGAGUGGAGAGGCGGUGAAGCCGAUUAUCGUUUGGUAA
Molecule: messenger RNA, 1086 nt
Organism: Coniosporium apollinis CBS 100218
Lineage: Eukaryota; Fungi; Ascomycota; Dothideomycetes
Exons: 2
Molecular function (GO): zinc ion binding; oxidoreductase activity
Source: RefSeq, a predicted model, not a curated record